AUGGGCCAUAUGCACUCGAAGCUGCAGCUCCUCAAGUUCCCAGGCCACCUACGCAUUGCGGUGCCUACGGGCAACCUUGUCCCUUAUGACUGGGGAGAGACGGGGACUCUUGAGAACAUGGUAUUUCUCAUUGAUCUGCCAAAGUUGCCCAAAGGCAGAUCGGCGGAAGGUACAGGCACGCCGUUUAUGGAGAAUUUAUCCUACUUCCUUACAGCCCAGGGUGUGGAUGCGGCGAUGGUGCAGAGCCUUCGCAGUUACGACUUUUCGGAGACUGUUCGAUAUGCCUUUGUGCACUCCAUAUCUGGCUCUCACAUGGACGAGUCGUGGAAACGCACAGGCUACAGUGGUCUGGGUCGGGCUGUCAAGGCCAUGGGAUGGGCAUCGACAGAUCCCAUCCAGGUCGAUUAUAUUUGCUCCUCUGUGGGCUCCGUGUCUGAUGACUUGCUCAACGCAUUGUACUUUGCCUGCCAAGGCGAUUCCGGUUUAAAGGAACUUGAGUCAAGGACGAAGAGACCUCGUGGUGGAAAAGGAAAGAGUGUUGCCGCACCGGAGGCUGCGCCUGCCAACCCCAACAGUCCACAAAACUGCCUACGAUUGUACUUUCCGUCGGACGAAACAGUGGGAAGCAGCAUCGGGGGCAAGAAUAAAAAAUGGUGGGAAGCCCCCUCCUUCCCGAAGGCGAUCCUUCGCGACGUACAGAACGUCCGCACGGGUGUGUUGAUGCACACCAAGCUUCUGUUUGUACGCUUGGGAUACAACACGCAAGAGAGUGAGGCAAGCGAUGCGGCUCGCCCGCGUGGAUGGGCCUAUGUGGGCAGUGCAAACAUGUCCGAGAGCGCAUGGUGA
This is a messenger RNA of Sporothrix schenckii 1099-18, 846 nucleotides long. RefSeq lists its product as uncharacterized. Gene Ontology annotation, cellular component: nucleus. The transcript is spliced from 6 exons. Bases 1 to 846 code for a protein of 281 amino acids. Lineage: Eukaryota; Fungi; Ascomycota; Sordariomycetes; Ophiostomatales; Ophiostomataceae. Gene Ontology annotation, molecular function: single-stranded DNA binding; 3'-tyrosyl-DNA phosphodiesterase activity; double-stranded DNA binding. Gene Ontology annotation, biological process: double-strand break repair; single strand break repair. The record is from RefSeq and is a predicted model, not a curated record.